Molecule: messenger RNA, 4203 nt
Organism: Delphinapterus leucas (beluga whale)
Lineage: Eukaryota; Metazoa; Chordata; Mammalia; Artiodactyla; Monodontidae
Source: RefSeq, a predicted model, not a curated record
CCAUGGAAGUUUGCUUCCAUGAUGGAUUUUUGACUUUGUACUCAGCUCCUGAAAAAGCGACUUCCUGGGUUUUCUCUUCCCUCCUCCGGUUUUGCAGCGGCAGGGCUGCUUCCUGUCAAGAGCGGCUCUGCCCCGGCCCCUCCUGCAGACUCUCCACCUCCUCCUUCUCUUUCUUUCAAACACUUAGUACAUUUAGAGCCUGAUCUUGUGCAGAAAACAUCCCUGACAUGUGAAGAGCCCCGGGGAUUCAGUGAGCAUGCUCCGCGCUCCCUCCCGCUGGGAAGAGGAAGCUCGUCCACAUACGAGUCAUUCCAGGCAUAGUCGGCGUGUCAGCGCAGUGAACUCGCAGCGGGCUGUGAGCGGCGCGAGCGCGGCUUUGUCCUAGGAAAUGGGCUUCGGGUUUUCCUUCCUUGCUCCUUUCUUACGUCGAAGAAAGACCCGUAAAGACUUCUGAAACGAUUUUUAAAUGCUCCAUUGAGGAUCCAGGACGUAUACCGUCUGCCCACGAACCCUUGAAGGGUUUUCUGCAAGUUCGAUUUUGUGUGCGUUUUUUUUUUUUUUUUUUUUUUCACUUUUACUUUGUUUUGAUCCGAGGCUGGGCCUCCGUCUUUGUGAAGUUUAAGAGAAGAGCCAGGAGCUGCUCAGCACUAGUUGAUUUUGGAAACGUACUUUUUCGGGGCGAAAGCAAAGAGCUGGUUUUCUGUGCUAGCCCAAUAAAUGCUAUUUAUGAAGAUGGACCUGUUGAACUACCAGUACUUGGACAAGAUGAACAACAACAUCGGGAUUCUGUGCUAUGAAGGUGAAGCUGCCCUCAGGGGGGAGCCCCGGCUGCAGACCCUGCCCGUGGCCUCGGCCCUCACUAGUCACCGCACGGGGCCCCCGCCCAUCAGUCCCAGCAAGAGGAAGUUCACCGUGGAGCCCGGCGACGACGAGCUGGACUGUGAAAGUGACCAUGCUUCCAAGAUGAGUCGCAUCUUCGCCCCCCACCUGAACAAGACGGCCAACGGGGACUGCCGGAAAGACCCGCGGGAACGGAGCCGCAGCCCCAUUGAGCGAGCCGUGGCCCCCACUAUGAGCCUGCACGGCAGCCACCUGUACACGUCCCUCCCCAGCCUCAGCAUGGAGCAGCCCCUUGCACUGACCAAGAACAGCCUGGACGCUGGCAGGCCGGCCGGCCUCUCGCCCACCAUGACCCCAGUGGAGCGGCAGCAGGUGCGGCAUGACCAGCACCUGCAGGGCAGGACUCCUGGACGUGACCACGGGCCAGGCCCCCACACCCAUCUCAGGCGAUGCUCCGAACGCCCCUCAGAACCGGCCCUCGGUGAUCACGUGCGCCUCCGCCAGCGCCCGGAACUGCAACCUCUCCCACUGCCCCAUCGCGCACAGCGGCUGCGCGGCCGGCCCGGCCAGCUACCGGAGGGCCCCGAGCUCCGCCACCACCUGCGACCCCGUGGUGGAGGAGCAUUUCCGCAGGAGCCUGGGCAAGAACUACAAGGAGCCCGAACCGGCGCCCAACUCCGUGUCCAUCACGGGCUCCGUGGACGACCACUUCGCCAAAGCCCUGGGCGACACGUGGCUCCAGAUCAAGGCGGCCAAGGACGGCGCGUCGAGCAGCCCCGAGUCAGCCUCUCGCAGGGGCCAGCCCGCCAGCCCCUCUGCCCACAUGGUCAGCCACAGCCACUCCCCGUCUGUGGCCUCCUGAAGGGAGCACCGCCCUCCAACGCCACGUCCAUCUGCAUGGUUUGCCUGAGCUUCGAACAGUCAGUGCUUAAAAAAUGGAAAAAUGAAAAAAAAAAAUCGUGGGGGUGGGGGGAGGGAGGGAUGGUUUAUUCGCAAAAACCACGUCGUCGGGAUUUUUGUUCUUGUACUUGCUUGGUAUCCGUACCCGGGGCCCUCAGACGUGAUAGCAGCACCUGCGUGUGGAACCUCUGUCCGCUGUCGCCCCCCAGUCCCUGCCUUGGUUACCAAAGAAGCCUCAAUGCAGGUCAGCUGCCCGACAGGGCCUGGACUCCACGGCUUGCGCUUUCUUAGUCACAGGCCAGGCCACUGGUGACCCAGACGCUUUGUGCUUUUUCAUUUGCUUCUCGAGACCGGGGCGUGUGCGGCUUAGCUUCCAGCCCACGUGUGUGUGUGCGCUUGUGUGUGUGCGUCUACUUGAAGAGAACAGAACUGUCGUGUCUGAUUUGCACUAUGGGAGGAGGACUCAAGUUGCCUGCCUGACAACUUUGUGCGAGAUGAUAGUACUCUGAGGGCAAACUGCUGAAAAACGGAGGGUUUAAGGAUGACAUUUCUGACCAUGGGUGUGUUUUUCUGUUGUUGUAUUAAUUUAGACAAAACUGCUUUGGAAGGGGAAGUCUCAUGCAGGUUUAUAGGUCUUUCUCUGUCUAGAUUUUCAGGUGCUUGCAACUGGACUGCAGACUCUACCAAUCACGGGCAUUUUACCUUUUCUAAACACUGCAGUUUGUUAGACUAGAGCUGAAGUUGGAGGAUUCUGUAGUGCUUUAAACGUGAUGCAUGUUUUAAUGGAUAAAAAUAGCUGGUUUCUAUUAAUUGUAUAGACAGUAAACAGAAAGCUUAAAUACUUACUAGCUUCUUUUCAGAAUUCGUUUAUUUUUGUCAGUUACAGUCCUAGAUAUACUUACUGCUGGUACAGUUGUACUCUAAGAUUUGUGUUUGAUAUUCACGUUACUCCCAAGUAGCGUGGGGCCAGUCGGCCCCUGGCAGGCCCUGGACGCAGGCGGGCGAGCGGCUGGUCAGCUGCAGAGUGGGACGCUGGAGUUGUGGCUGCAGGCUGACAGUAUCAGUUAUUUUUUUUUGCAUCCCUGUCUGCUUCUUAACUCGCUCCCAGGGCAGUUGGGACUCGUGUCUUCCGACUUCCCUCGACGCAGAAACUGCUCCCUUUGAACUCGUGGCUGAACAGCAGAUUGCUGACAAUCUGUGAGAUGGUGUUUUGUAUGCUUCCUCGUACGCUGGGGCCAAGGCAGUAUACAUUCCUCUGACUUUAUACAGUUAUUACUGCAUUUAUUAUCGUUUGCUAUAGUAAUAGCUACUAACUAGAAAUUAGGUGAAGAAGAAAGCAUGACAGACCCAGCUGUGGAUGUUCGACAGCUGCUCUUCUUUCUGGUAAACGUUUCUGUGCCCCUGCCCCUCCCCUGUGCUACUACCCUCCAGCCUUGCCCACCACAGGGCCUGAGCAGUCACCUGGCCAGGUGACUCGGGCAUGACCACCUCACCCGCGAGGCACCGUGGACUCACCGGAGCUCUCGAGGCUGGUUGUCAGUGUGAGAAAAGUACAGGUUCGCUGGUUGGCAUUGGUGAACAGGCAGGAGGAUGGGCUCUUGUGGCCACAGGGUGGCUGUAGGUAUUUGAAAAGGCGGAGGAAAGCCUCCCCUUUUGCCCCCCCCCGCCCCCGCACACGUUUCCCUCCCACUUAACUGGGCUUCCAGGCUUCUGCAUUCAGGCCCCUAUAUUUUCUGUAGGAAAAAUCGUUGAGAACACUUUUUUUAUAUAGGUAACUUUAAGACCAUCAUUACGCUGUGCGUAAAGAAUGUACAGAGAAAUUUGUAGGUAUUUUUUGAAGAACAAUUAAUUUGUUAAUGAUAUGUAGCUAUUUAAUUUUUCCCUUUCCUAUUGUAAUCAUUCAUAUUUUUUUGUUGUUUGGAAAAAAAAGUUGAUCUUUUUUUUGUCGUAGAUUUGUCUGUAAAAGUGCAGGAACACAGUUAUUCUAUGAGAACACUGCAUCUGCCUUAAUACCCACUAGUUUGUUAUCGCUACAGGCUACUGAGCGUCGCCCCAGGAAAACAACCCCACUGCCGGCGGCUCUGUGCAGAACGGGCUCCUCGCACACCCGCGUCCACCAGCGAGGCCAUCGCUUUGCGAGGGACGGUGGCACUGAGGGCCAGGUCCCUGGUGCGCUGACCUAUCUGGGAUAGGCAGCACCUGGGAGGGGCCUCGGGCAGGAAACCAAACGGUCACCAGGAAGGGACACUCCCAGGCCUCGGGGAGCACAGAGAGGUUCUUCACAGAGCCAGGCCAUCUGCAGUGUGUUCUGACCAUUCUCUCCAUGUUUGUAAAUCUGUAAUAUACCAUUCUCUGUGGCCUGUUUUUCCUGGAAGAAGAAGAAAAAAAAAGGUUUGGCAGGCCAUCUUUUUUUUGUACUUAAAAGUAGCCUUAAGAACAAUAAUAAAGUGCUCUUAAACCACA